CCGGUGUACGAGUAAGAUUACCGCAUCGAGAUGUUGACGCAAAAAGUGUUUCUACGCAAGACGAAACGAGGGAAUAUCCUCAAGAUAGUCCGAGAACACUAUCUGCGCGAAGACAUCGGCUGCGGAUCGGUUGCUUGUGGUCGCUGUGACAGUGAGAGCACGAGACCUCUUCAGAAAGACUUCGAGAGUGCGAGUAAAGUCGUCGAGCAUGCUCAUUACAUUGUUCCAGACACAAAUAUCGUACUGCAUCAGAUUGACGUGCUUAAGGAUGAGGCUUUCCGGAACGUCAUUGUCCCUCAAACAGUGAUCCAAGAACUCCGGCAUAGACAUGCGCCGGCCUACAACUCGAUUCGAGAGAUGCUCGCAAUUGAGGAAAGACACUUCUACUGCUUCGUCAAUGAGCACCACAAAGACACAUAUGUGGAGCGACUUCCGGGCGAGUCCGCCAACGAUCGCAAUGAUCGAGCGAUCCGUCGGGUGGUCGGCUAUCUACAGUCACAUCUCGCUGAGCAAGGGCUAUCAAUUGAAGUAGUUCUGUUGACAAACGACAGAGAGUGUCUGAAUUCAGCGAAGAAAGAAGGCUUGACCGCCUUCUCGUUGAAGGAGUACGUCGGAGGGAUGGGCAAACCGGAAUUGCUCGAUAAAAUUUCAAUCGAUGCUGAUGGCUCAUCCGAGGGAGACCCCGUCACGAACAAGAAGAAGUUCAUGUACCCUGAGCACUUGACGCCGAUCGCUCUCCAAGCUGGGAUCAAGAGCGGACGGUUGCGGUCAGGGAAAUUCAUGGCCUCCAGGGACAACUACCUCGAAGGUUUCGUUUGCUUAGGCGACAAUGAGGACGAAUCCGAUAGGGUUCUCAUCCAGGGAUUGAUGAAUCUCAACAGGGCCGUACAAGAUGACACUGUUGUCGUUGAGAUACUUCCAGAGAGCGAAUGGGUCUGUCCUUCGUCUGUCGUCCUCGAAGACGAGCCGGAAGAGGACGACAAGGUCGACGAAGAGGACGAUGAUGGAGACGAAGUUGAAAGGGAGAAAAAAGUGGAGAAGGCGCUCAAGGAAAGCAAAACCGAAAAGGGCGUGGAGAAGAUGCCGACGGGGAAGAUUGUUGGGAUCCUGAAACGCAAAUGGAGACCGUAUUGCGGCAUCCUAGCCCCGAGCGCUAUCAAAGAAGCCACCAAACACCUAUUUGUAGCAGCCGAGAGGAAAAUCCCCAAGAUCCGCAUUGAGACUCGUCAAGCUGCUGCUCUCACCGGAAAACGGAUCGUGGUUGCCAUCGAUAGUUGGCCCCGACACUCGCGAUACCCACUGGGACAUUAUGUUCGUACGUUGGGUGAUAUCGGAGAUCGUAAGGUCGAGAAUCAAGUUCUACUUCUCGAGCACGACAUACCUCAUCAGCCCUUCUCCCAGGCAGUUCUGAACUGCCUGCCGAAGAUGCCCUGGCUGAUAACUCCCCUGGAUGAAUCGAAACGUCAGGACUUCCGAUCUGUUCCAACAUGCUCAGUCGAUCCUCCAGGCUGCACAGAUAUCGAUGACGCUCUCCAUGCACGCUCGUUACCGAACGGGAACUUCGAGAUUGGGGUCCACAUCGCCGAUGUUUCCCAUUUCAUCAGACCACAUACCGCUCUGGAUCGAGAGGCUGCAACUCGAGGAACAACUGUUUAUCUCGUCGAUCAGCGUAUCGAUAUGAUCCCCGACCUGCUGAGCUCCAACUUGUGCUCUCUGAUUUCGGACGUCGAUAGAUUCGCCUUCUCUGCCGUCUUCGAGAUGACCGAAGACGCCAAGGUUGUCGGGGCUAAAUACUGUAAGAGUAUAAUACGCAGCAAGAACUCUUUCACGUACGCCGAAGCCCAGGCUCGAAUCGACGAUAAGGCAAGAAAAGACGAAGUUACAGAAGGGCUUCGUGUGUUGAAUUCAUUGGCCAAGAAAAUGAAACUCAAGAGAAUGGAGAACGGAGCUCUCAACCUUGCAUCGUCCGAGGUCCGCUUCCAAGUGGAUUCGGAGACUCACGACCCAAUCGAUGUCAAGACGAAAGAACUCUUAGAAGUAAAUUCGAUGGUGGAGGAGUUCAUGUUGCUCGCGAACAAAUCGGUGGCUGAAUUCAUUUAUAACGAGUUGUCGCAUUGCGCACUGCUGCGUCGGCAUCCCGUGCCGCCCGUUGGUAAUUUCGACCCUCUGGUGAGAGCGGCUGCGACCCGAGGUUUCGACAUCCAGGUCGACUGCGGGAAGCAUCUCGCGGACUCGCUCGAUCGUGCUUCGAUCGACACAGAUCCGUUCUUCAACACAAUGCUUCGGAUGGUGGCGACGCGGUGCAUGUCGCAAGCGAUCUACUUCUGCUCAGGGACGAUUGCGAAAGAAGAUUUCUUGCAUUAUGGACUCGCCCUGCCGUUCUACACACAUUUCACAUCCCCCAUCCGGAGGUACUCGGAUCUCAUCGUGCAUCGGUUGCUGGCGGUCGCCAUCGGGGCCGACGCGACGUAUCCUGAAUUGUUGGAUAAAGUCCGCGUCCAGAAUCUCUGUAAUAAUUUGAACUACAGACACAAGAUGGCUCAGUAUGCCGGCCGAGCAUCUGUCACACUCUACACGCAAAUCUAUUUCCGGGACAAAAAUGUCUUGGAGGACGGCUAUAUCUUGUUUGUGCGUGAGAACGCUCUGCAGGUACUGCUGCCCAAAUACGGUAUGGAGUGUACGCUUUACGUUAAGGAUAAGCCCGGGGGCCAGCAGAGGAUCAAGGUGCCGUUCACUUACGACGCAGAGAAAUGCACGCAAACCGCGGGGGAUGUAACGUUGCGGCAGUUUGAACGCAUAACAGUCCGGGUGUCGCUGGAUCGAACGAACAUUCAACAUCAGAAGCUCGUCGUUGAGCUGGUCAGACCUCACAUUCCGGGCUUCAGUGUCGAUAUCGAGAAACCGAUGGAAGUGGACGAACCGCGGAACGACGGAGAACCGGAGAAGAAGAAAACUCGAGCCGUGUAGAAGAAAUAAUUCAUUUCGCUCAAUGACUGUUAAUGAUUUCCGUGAUGCGCGGAAGAUUCGCACCGGUCAUCUUUAUCCAACGAACGAUGAGAGUUGAUAAAGAACAGCAA
Galendromus occidentalis (western predatory mite) is the source of this 3077-nucleotide messenger RNA. RefSeq names its product exosome complex exonuclease RRP44-like protein Dis3 (gene Dis3). Gene Ontology annotation, biological process: rRNA catabolic process; nuclear mRNA surveillance of mRNA 3'-end processing. The transcript has 17 exons. NCBI's taxonomy places the organism in Eukaryota, Metazoa, Arthropoda, Arachnida, Mesostigmata, Phytoseiidae. The coding region runs from base 31 to 2967 and encodes 978 amino acids. Gene Ontology annotation, cellular component: nuclear exosome (RNase complex); cytoplasmic exosome (RNase complex). Gene Ontology annotation, molecular function: RNA binding; endonuclease activity; 3'-5'-RNA exonuclease activity. The record is from RefSeq and is a predicted model, not a curated record.